AGGAGGCAAUGCUGGAUGGCAUCAGCCAGCCAGCGAGAUGGUUUUGAGGGCUCUCGCCUUGUGGUGUUCCGGGGGACCAGGGGAGGUCGUUCCGGAGCGAGCGGGCGAGAGGAGGAGCCCCAGAGGUCCCCACCUACCCAGCUGCCGGCGAUCCCGGAGGGUCGUGUCCUGGCCGUGGCAACCCUGGGGGGUCAGGCAAGCCCCUCCCAGAGUCCUGAGGUGCCCUCCUCAGCCAGCAGUCUCCCCAUGAAACGAGGGAGACGGUUUUCAUGGGAGUCAACUUCUGAGUCUUCGGCGUCCGAGACUGCCCUGCCCGAGACCAAACUCCCCCAACCCGCCUCUGACCCAGCUGUGGCCUCUGCACCGCGCCCAAGGAGGAAGAGGAGGAAGAGGGGGCCUGCCGGUCCUGUGACCCUGUCUCCUCCCGUGCCAGCAGCGGAGAGCGCUGGCGUGCCCGUGCCAGCAGCGGAGAGCGCUGGCGUGCCCGUGCCAGCAGCGGAGAGCGCUGGCGUGCCCGUGCCAGCAGCGGAGAGCGCUGGCGUGCCCGUGCCAGCAGCGGUGGGCGUGCCCGUGCCAGCAGCGGUGGGCGUUCCCGUGCCAGCAGCGGAGAGCGCUGGCGUGCCCGACCCAGCAGCGGUGAGCGUGCCCGAGCCAGCAGCGGAGAGAGCUGGCGUGCCCGUGCCAGCAGCGGUGAGCGCUGGCGUGCCCGUGCCAGCAGCGGUGAGCGCUGGCGUGCCCGUGCCAGCAGCGGUGAGCGCUGGCGUGCCCGAGCCAGCAGCGGUGAGCGUGUCCGAGCCAGCAGCGGAGAGCGCUGGCGUGCCCGAGCCGGCAAAGAAGAGGGCAGUAUGCAAGUCGGCAGUCGUGAGAGCGCAGGAGAGUGCCGCGGCCGACUCUGCAGCAAAGACUUUAGUUCAGUGUAUCUCAUCUCGUAAGGAGAUGCCAAUUGUCUUAGCGGCUAAAGCCUUUUCUGAUUAUUUGUCUAGUCUUGUCCGUAUCCUAGAAGUCCCCGUCAGUCCUGUCUUGUCCUCAGACCCUGUCCCCAGAAAUCCCGAGUGUCCUGAUGUCGUCUCCCCGUGUCCCGUAGAUGUCGUCUCCCCGUGUCCCGUGAAUGUUGCCCCGUGUCCCGUAGAUGUCCCGUGUCCAGUAGAUGUUGUCGUCCCGUGUCCAGUAGAUGUUGUCGUCCCGUGUCCAGUAGAUGUUGUCGUCCCGUGUCCAGUAGAUGUUGUCCCCCCGUGUCCAGCUGUCGUCUCCCCGCGUCCCGUAAGUCUUGCCCCGCGUCCCGUAAGUGUUGCCCCGCGUCCCUUGUCUGCUCCUAUCAUGUCCCCUGUCAGUUGUCCCGAGACCCCUCCCCGCCCCUCACCACCCAGACCUGCCCGUACCCCCCGUCGUCAGCCUUCGUCCUGUCCUCCUAAAACUCCUGCCCCACCCACUCACCCUGGUCUGUCCCCCAUGAACUUUGUGGUCCCGCCUCCUCCCCUUCCCUGUUUGUUUUUUUUGAUUUGUCACCCUAACCCUGCCGUCGUGUAUUCAUGUCUGCCUUUGUUAUUAUUUGUCAUGUCCUGUUGGUUUGUGUCUGUGUCCCAGUCUGUCAUGUCAGUCGUGUCCCGUGUUUGAUGUUCCCUUGAGGAGCGUCUGGAAGCCGCUCCUUAAGGGAGGGGUUCUGUCAUGAUUCUGCCCUCGUGUCCUUGAUUUUUCCUAGUCUUGAGGCAGGAUCAUGACAGACCCAUGUUUUGUGUACAAGCGCAUGGCCUUGUCUUUGGGCCAUGUGCUUGUGUUGUCUCGUUCCCUUGCCCCGCCCCCCUUGUUAACCUAGUCGUGUCUUGAUUGUCCCAUCUGUGCCACCUGUCGUGUCUUGAUUGUUCCCCCUAUUUAGAUCUCCUAGUGUGCUCUGUCUUGCGUCGGUUCAUUGUGUUCCUCACCUGUGAUUGAGAUUGUAUCCUGUAUAGCCGUGAGUGUUAUUUGUAGUUAGUGUUCUCCUGUCUUGAGUCUUUGUUUAUCUUGAUUAAUCAGUCCUGUUUAGUUAUUUUGUAUUUGCCCUAGUCCUGUUUUCCCCCUCGUGGGUUUUUAU
This is a messenger RNA of Carassius gibelio (silver crucian carp), 2068 nucleotides long. RefSeq lists its product as uncharacterized. NCBI's taxonomy places the organism in Eukaryota, Metazoa, Chordata, Actinopteri, Cypriniformes, Cyprinidae. The transcript has 2 exons. The coding region runs from base 16 to 1614 and encodes 532 amino acids. The record is from RefSeq and is a predicted model, not a curated record.